AUGGACAUUGUCCCACCAUCAUAUGAAUCUGCAACAACAAGAGAUGCGUGGGCAAUAGUUGCCCAGUACAUCCCAUCCAGUGACCUCUGUGCUGCUUCGUUGGUCUGUCAGAAAUGGCAUCAACUCUUCAUGCCCUUUCUCUGGGGCGAUCCAGCCUCUCAUUUUGGAACUGACAAUGACGCAGUUUACGUUGCUUUGACUAGAUUUAGGAGAACCUUAAAAUAUGCUCGGCUCGAGGUGCGAAUGCUGACCCAUACGCUUCAUCUUCCCCCAGCUCUGUCCGAAAUCUACGGUGGCCCGCGACCGGAAUGGCUAAAGGAAAUCCUCGAAUAUCUACCAUGUCUUCAAUCCUUGAUGGUAUCAAAACUACCUUUCUUCGAUCAUAAUGCUAUGACUGCUUUAAAAAGCCUCACUGCAAAUGGACAACCAUGGGGCUCGGUGGAUUUCCAUACAUACAACAUUCGCUUACUGUUAGCGGAGCGCGAACCUAAUACUACAUCUCAAGGGGUGGCAGAGACUCUAUUGCGUUUUCAGGAACUGAUAUAUCUUGAUUUGUCCUAUACCAAAUCUGCCCGUGAUAGUGCUGUGCUAUCUGCCCUGUCCCAGUUAGAACACCUCCAGGUGCUGAAACUGCGGGCUAUCGGCUUGAAGGACACUGAUGCCCAGUUUCUAGCUAAUGCUAUUGGCACUCGGGUUAGAUUUCUUGACUUACGAGAGAAUGUGCUUACCGAUAUGGCUGUUCGGUCUCUAUUGCAGGCCUCAUUCCUACCUCCAAACAGCUCUUCAAAUGAGCUCAGCAGGGAUAGAGAGACAGCGAGGUCACCAAAUGCCAUAUUCGAAUCUCUUCCAACUUUAGCCAGACUAGACUUCCUCAAACGUUCAGAUCUAGAUGAGCAGUUCAUCAAAAUGUUGACUCGCCCUCUGACAGGUCGUUCCUGGGUCGAAAACCUCCCACAUGCUGGGAUCACACAUCUCUAUAUAGCGGGCAAUCAAAUCACAGUGGAAGGUGUUGCGAGUCUUUUAGCUUCAGAGAGGCUACAUGCUCUCGAUGUUGGGACAGUCGAUACUGCGGCUUCGCUACACAAAGGGCCAGGUACCAUCUCUCCACCAAAGUAUGAAGAUCACCAAAUAUUCCCCGGCGCAGAGAAAUUGAUACCAAUUUUGGGCGUAUCUGCAAAGGAGAGCUUGACAUAUCUUCGCGCUCACCACCCUAUCCUCACAUCUGAGGUGCCAUUUAAAGACUUUACUUCUCCCAAUGUCUUCCUGCCAGAGCUUCCAGAUGAAGGCACCCAGACUGUUCCUGAACGGACUCACGAGCCGAGAGAAUUAGAUGCUACGAAUGAGAUUCAUGAAAUGCCCACGGGGGUAAACGCUGUAUACGAGCUUGCAGAUACCUCAAUACCUGCAGCCGCAGGUCCGUCCUCCUAUUAUGCCGGAGAACGAUCUCUGUUGGCUGAUGAACCGCCCCCAGUACCAAGACGUGGCUCUGCAUAUGCACCAGAAGUAGUUGGGUUAGACGAAGACAAGCUAGGUCCAAAUGGAACGGGUAUUUCAAGAUCUCGGUCAGACCAGAAGGGCGCGAUUCUAACCGCGUGUGGUCAUCCAGAUACAAUGUGUUCGGAGAUGCUAGAGCCAGUGCCACAGUGCAGCUCUCCUCUCUCAACAGAAGACCCCCGUGCGCAUAUAAUACGAGAACUUCUUGCCAAAAGACCCAAAAAUCAAACCCUUCCUCGACGAGAUAGCAGAGACAGCAACUUUCCUCAUUUGCAUCCAUCCCACAUCCCUCACCUUGAAACGUUGGUCUUGACCGAUGUUCCCUCACAUGUCCCUGCAAACUCACCAAUACUCACGUCAUUAAUACGUUUUAUUACUGCCUGUUCGAAUGAAGCAUUGCUCGCAACCCUUCAGGCUGGAUCGGAUUAUUCGUUGCCUCCUGGUCGAUCGCGACUUAACGCUGAGCAGCAACGGUCGCGAUCACUUUUCGGUCUGCGACGCUUGGUGUUGGAAAUCACACCCACGCCGAGCCUGAAGGGUCCUGCCAAAUUGACCCCAUGGAGAUCUGUAAGCUAUCAAAACGGAACGUCAAAAUCGAGCACAGGAGAUUGGGAUUCGGAGAACAUGUGGUCAGCAGCCAUGAGUGACUUCAGCUUUUUCGGUGAAGAUGAGUGUGGCAUUCCAGAAAAGGACCCAGGAAAAUACUUCCCCAUGGCUGCUCUCAACGAGAAAGUCACUUUAAUGCCAGAAGAUGACGAUUCCGUUCGCUUGGGGACCCCAGAGCGCGAGGCCUCCAGCUCCCCCAACUUACUAAACUCGAAUCGACAGCACUCGCAGCGAGGCCGUUCACGGCCCAACUCCAUAACCUCCACAUCUGCGGCACCCCAGCCGUCAGUCGAGAUCCCCGAGGUGGAUCUCGUCGCUGAGCUGGCAUCAUUCCGACGCACGAAGAAAAUGGAAUACGAAGGGCUGAUGCGAACUCAACGAUCACGACGAAGUACCAAUGGCACCACCUCUUCUCUCCGCGCGCUUUCGAUAUCCUCGUCUCCGAGUUUGAUAACCUUGACAGGAAAAUCCGCGCCACUUUUGUCCAUGGCACAUUUUGUUGAGGGGCACUGGAAAGGAGAGGUGAAAAUUGUCCGGAAUGCAGCGCCAAAGGGUCGCAGUGGGGUGGUGGAUAUGUAUGGAAAUUAUUUUGAAAAGGGAUAUCUGUAUCCUUGA
Messenger RNA from Aspergillus wentii DTO 134E9, 2715 nucleotides. RefSeq lists its product as uncharacterized. Lineage: Eukaryota; Fungi; Ascomycota; Eurotiomycetes; Eurotiales; Aspergillaceae. The transcript has 2 exons. Bases 1 to 2715 code for a protein of 904 amino acids. The record is from RefSeq and is a predicted model, not a curated record.